Dendronephthya gigantea is the source of this 2632-nucleotide messenger RNA. RefSeq lists its product as uncharacterized. NCBI's taxonomy places the organism in Eukaryota, Metazoa, Cnidaria, Anthozoa, Malacalcyonacea, Nephtheidae. The record is from RefSeq and is a predicted model, not a curated record. The transcript has 2 exons. Bases 448 to 2370 code for a protein of 640 amino acids.
UUCCGUGAAUGUUAACUAAUAGAGCUGUUUUAGCCAUACAGUGUGCAUCUUGUGAAACGAUUGUCUGAAAUGUUUUAGGGUACGUGUGGCAUGAAAAGAGCUUUAUUGUUUUCAUAACUAAGAACUAUAAUAUAUUUUGCAAAACGAUUGUUGGUAAAAUCAAUCGUGCUUAAGAUCAUGAGUUCUAUAUUCAUUCAACCUUUCUAACAAUAGUUUAUUUUUCAAACGCUUGUCAGAAAUGUCUAUGAUCACGGGUACCUUUUAUGGAGCCGUUUUAAAUGUAUGGUAUAUUUCAAAAAAAAUGCCUGUAAAUGUCUAUAAUCACUGGUACAAUUCCUCUUUCCGCGUUUUGAUUGGUCCGUUUUUCGAAGCGUCUACAAGUCAAACCUGAUGCUUUAAACCUGACGCAAUACGCUAGUCAUCUUUAUUUGGGCGCUAAUACUCGCAAUGGCUGCAGCUCCGCUACUUUUGUUUUCUUUCCUAAUAAUCCUCGGGCACGAAGUUCAUCCGUCUCAUCCCGCGAGCGUUAAGUCCGCCUUGACGGCCAACUUAGAAUGUCAUAGUGUACCAGAUAUUCAAAUUACAGUUAAAGUUGUUGCUCAAAACGAAGAAACAACCCAGGUCAACAUUCAAACCGCGCAAGGAAAGACAAAUUACGAGGCUGAAUUACCUACUACAGGUGAUUUAGGAGAAAGUACUGCGUUCAAAUAUCAGUUCGAACAGUCCGCUCUAAAGGAAGUGACACUUACCUCAAGCUCCGACUAUAUUUGUGUUAACGCUCUUGUUGUCAACACAGCUGUAGUCGUGGACCAGCCGACGGAUUUCAAGACAAUAUGCCCCACAGAUACGGACAGUGUUAUUCCAGAUCGUCCUUGCAAACUACUUGGAACCCCUAUAGAUAUGUCAAGUCUUUUCAUCUGCCCCCAGAGAGUAAAGGAUCUGCUAACUAAAAAGUCGAUGAUUUCAGAAACGCCUAGAACAGAACCAAAACGUGGCGAACCCCCCGUGUACGACAUCACCGGGGAUAUGGCCGGAGCAUCGUUGGCAAUUGCUACUGGGAUUGUUGAAUUCGGAGGCGCCAUCACCGAGGCGAGACAAAACUAUAGAGCUGGAAAAAAUGUUAAACCUUUUCAAAAACUUUCUAAACUUGGGUCAACCCUCGAAACAGCCGCAUCGUUUAUCAGCACUCUUGGCCCCGUCUUUGGCAUCUUCGGCGGAUUGGCGUCCAUUUUAACAACGUUUCUUACCCCGAACCCUUUUGACGAGCUUGCUAAGUACUUGGAUGACCAGUUCAAACAGGUAAACGAUCAGCUUUUCUAUAUACAGGCCGAUAUCGCGGAUUUGGGACGUCUCAUCGAGGCCAAGAGCGGAGUCCUGGGAGUGACGGCGCAAAUAAGAGCUCUCCGGUACUCCACCAGAAAAUAUGGUAUCAUGAUGAAUGCAUUGUCGACAAGACCAGUCUGUGGGGACAAAGAAUCAUUUGAAAUGAAGGAAGUGGCGGAAUUCAUGAGACAGUAUGAAGCAGAUGACGUGGACAACUGCCUCUUGGAUCUUUACGGCGUUGAGUUUGGUGAACUGGCUGAGACAACUUCUCUUUUAAGACCAUAUAUGGUAGCUUAUUGUCACAACAAACCGCAUCUUGUGCAGAAGUUGGUUGAUGAAUUGCUCUACUACGCGUACGCUGGUCUACAAUCCCACUUCACGUAUUACAGUCUUAAAGCUUCAUAUAAAGGAGGUGAGUUUAAAAUCGACAAUGCUUGGCUGGAGAAACUCUACACGUUUGCGAAGAAAGUGAGUGUUUUCAAGGAAGCUUUGAAGAGACCAAUGACAGACACUGUGCAGACCAACGCACUCCAGAUUGAUUUGGAGGAGGAAAUUCUGAUACACGUGAAACGGGAUGAGCGUACAAUUAUCAAUUGGCUAAAACGUAGAAUCAUCGGCGAGAACGAUUGGCCUUACCGAUGUUUAAUGAAGGACGCCAACGGGGAGGAUAAGAGAGCUUCGCUGCUUAUUUUGUAUUUUAAAGUUACAAGUCUCACUCGCUACGUGAACGCCAUUAUAUCACCCUCGCGGGCGCCUGAGGACGUUACUAUAUCUUCGAGAAAUAUUUAUUUCAGAGCAUUAAGAGAGACGCCAGUCAAGCAAAGCUUUACUGAUCCCUGUGAUCGCAAACGCCACAACGUUAUUUAUGUCCUUUACUGUCCUGAUGUGUCAACAUGCGGAAUUGGAAAGCCUAUAGUCGUAGCCUGGAUCAAGGCUAUUAUCUGCGUUUUGCAAAGACAUCCAAACAACCCGGCAAAUGAAAUCGGCGUGACAAGACAUUCAGUGUAUCUCCCAAAAGAGUGGCUGGACUCUGCAGAUCGUUUCUGACUUCAUUCAUGUAAAUUUUAAGGAAAUAAUGUUAGUGGUGUUGUUUUGUUUAUUGUUUGUACUUGCAUGUCCCUGCGUCAUUAGGAUUGCAUGGGAGUCUUAUGUAGAUUGCUGUCGCCUUGCCCGCGAGAAAUAAACUGAAAAUCGUUGGAUAUCAAACCUGGAAAGAACCAUAAGAGGAAAGAAACGCAAACUUAUUAGUCCUAGAAGACAAUUUACAUUAAUUGUCUAUCUAAUUAAUUUAUUGUUAUUGUAAACUUUG